AGCCCCCGGGACACAGACCGCGCGCCCAUUAACCCCCCAGCCCGGGUUGCACGGGGCGCUCGCGGGCGCGAUUGCUAUUGCCGGGUUGCCCAGCAACUCCCGCGCUUCGGCCUUCCGGGCAAGCCGGGGCCCGAUCCUGCGUCCCGCCGCGGGGCAGCCUCGGAGCCGCCGGGCCCCACCCGCUGCCUCUUCAGGCCGCGCAGGCGCAGCCCCGCCUUUCCCCAACCCGGAAGUGCUCCUCGCCGCCCCCCGCCCCCUCCGGUUUGGUUCGUCCCACAGGCCCCCGCGCCUUCCUUUCCGACCUGUGCCCGGGCAGGAUGGCUCCAGCAAAGAAAGGUGGAGAAAAGAAGAAGGGGAGAUCUGCCAUCAAUGAGGUGGUGACUAGGGAAUAUACCAUCAACAUUCACAAACGGAUCCAUGGAGUGGGAUUCAAGAAACGCGCCCCCCGUGCUCUCAAGGAAAUCCGUAAAUUUGCAAUGAAGGAGAUGGGUACUCCUGAUGUACGUAUUGACACCAGAUUGAACAAAGCAGUCUGGGCCAAAGGGAUAAGGAAUGUUCCCUACCGCAUCCGUGUACGUUUAUCCAGAAAACGCAAUGAGGAUGAAGAUUCACCCAACAAACUAUACACGUUGGUUACCUAUGUACCAGUCACCACUUUCAAAAGUCUACAGACAGUUAAUGUAGAUGAAAACUAAACUGAUUUUCAGUAUAAUAAAGUUAUAAAAAUGACACUUA
Molecule: messenger RNA, 735 nt
Organism: Dermochelys coriacea (leatherback sea turtle)
Lineage: Eukaryota; Metazoa; Chordata; Testudines; Dermochelyidae
Gene: RPL31
Product: ribosomal protein L31
Exons: 5
Coding region: 318-695 (125 amino acids)
Biological process (GO): cytoplasmic translation
Cellular component (GO): ribosome; cytosolic large ribosomal subunit
Molecular function (GO): structural constituent of ribosome
Source: RefSeq, a predicted model, not a curated record